CACACUGACCACUGAACACCAUCGCGGACGCUGUCAAUCACUUGCCUCGCAUCACUCUCAAGAAAUUCCCAUGUGGUUGACUCGCCUUUGUUCACUUGUUGGACAGUCUCUUUUUUGAGUCUCCAGCGUCGCCUGUCCGCGUUGCAGGUAGCACAGAACACGUCCGCGUCCAGCUCGGCUUUCUUUGUUUCCGGCGACUGUUUACCGCUUUCCUCACACCUGACCCUGUCGUCCCUAUCUUUCUUGAUCCAACUCAACGCACGACGACCCACGUGAACGUCGACCCCUCCUGCCGAAACGAGAGACGGAGUGCAUCAGGGGAGGGCAGGUACGAUGCAAGGAUAGAGACAUUCCGACAUUGGCUGUCAGAAUAAUUUGUAACGAGGGGGACAAUACAAGUCUCCGGAAGUGGGCACCCUUCUGGGGCAUCUCAACUUCACACACAUGCGUCCUGUUCAGCCUGCGCAGCAGAGACGAUGCCCCCGAUAAUACAAUCGGACAAAGCCUCCAGACAAUCGUCCGCGAGCAAAGGUUUCUUCAGUCGACGGCAUCGAGACAAGUCAGACAGCCGUUACGAUGGAGGGGGUCUUGGUACCCUGGAGUCGAACGCAAAUGGUUCCUGGACUUCAAGGCAUUCGAGAAAAGAGUCGGUCGUCUCCAACGACGGCCAGGACGCCGACACCACUGGCCUCAACAUGACCGCUGGUGUCAUUACCUCGAUACCUUACUCCGCAACCGAUCGAUCGCAAACUCCCAUCUCCGUUGAAUACCUGCCUCGAGAAGACCAAAUUUCCGCGAGGAGAGAGCCGCAGCCGCACCAACUCGCUCGCGGAACCGAUUUCCAUCAAUAUCCUGCUUUUAAUGCACCGGCGAAUGGCGCCUCGCAUCCUACCGGGCCGCGCCCGCCACCCCAUACAAAUGUCAAUGGAGUUACGAUGGCCUCCAGCCAGGCUGGGGAUCGCGGGACAAAAUAUCAGCAAUGGGGUCGGCCGGGGAGUAGUAAUGGUCCCGAACAUGGCGCUUACGAUUCAGUUUCCACAAGUGACUCUUAUGGAGGGAGCCGGCGGAAAUCGUUUGACGGUGCCAGUAUAAAAUCAACCGCCUCCUCGGCUACAGGAGGGUCGAGCCUCUUUUCAUCCGACAGAUCAUCAAGAACAGCGGUGCCUUCACGGCAGGACUUUGACACCUCGUCAGUAGUGUCUCCGACUCACUCUCGGCUAUCAAAGCUUAGUUCGCAUGCCGGCUGGCCGGCGCAACAAACGUCACCUUUCAGUUCAACAACCUCUUUCACCCCUGCUGGAUUCUAUCUUCCCAAACCGCAAAGCGACGAAGAAAUUGAGAAGUUGUUCUUACAGCUCAUGCACAAGCGUGGUUGGCAAAAUUUGCCGGAACAAGCUAAGCGCCAGAUGAUGGCAUACGCUCCUACGAAGAAAUGGACUCUUGUGCAUCAAGACAAAUUGACCGAGUGGCAAGGGGAGCAGAAGCGGAGGCAACAGGCUCGACAGACGGGGACGAUUGAUGGUCCGACCUCGAGAGACGUAGAUGGUACGCCCGAGUGGUAUGUCAAGAAGAUUUUGGAUAACAGUAUCACUGCGAAACAACUACAAAGUUUGAGCGUCAGCUUGAGAACCCAACCAAUCAGUUGGGUAAAAGCAUUCAUCGAAGCACAGGGUCAGAUUGCCUUGACAAGUGUAUUACUGAAGAUCAACCGACGUCAGGCCAGCGGGCCGACACCAAUCAGCACAGCGACCUCCGCGGAAAAGGAUCUGGAUAGGGAGUACGAUAUUGUGAAAUGUCUGAAAGCGCUGAUGAACAACAAAUACGGUGCCGACGAUGCUUUGACGCAUGAGCAGAUCCCAGUAGCAUUGGCAACAUGUUUGAUAUCACCUCGGCUCACGACAAGGAAACUGGUCAGCGAAGUGCUGACGUUUCUUUGCCAUUGGGAUCAGGGUCAGGGUCAUCUGAAGGUACUGCACGCAAUGGACAUGGUAAAGAAUCAGAUCAAUGAAAACGGCCGAUUCGACGCCUGGAUGCGCAUAGUUGAAGUCACCAUCGAUGGGCGAGGCAAAAUGGGUAGUCUGGUGGGAGCCAGCGAAGAAGUCCGCAGCGGCGGUAUUGGUAUGGAGAACCUUUUGAUGGAGUAUGCUGUCGCAACAUUGGUUCUCAUCAACAUGUUGGUGGACGCCCCCGAACGAGAUUUGCAGCUACGAUGCCACAUCAGAGCUCAGUUCAUCGGUUGCGGCAUCAAGCGCAUCCUGGUCAAGAUGGAGUCCUUCCAAUACGAUGUCAUCGACAAACAAGUCGCCAAGUUUCGCGAAAAUGAGGCCAUCGACUAUGAAGAUCUGCUACAACGAGAAGGCAGCAGCAUGGUGGAUAGUAUCGAGGGCGAAGUCAGGGACAUGACAGAUCCCAUGCAGAUUACCGAUGCCAUCAUGUCCCGAGUCCAGGGUACAAGGACUCAAGAUUAUUUCAUUUCGGCCAUGCAACACAUGCUGCUCCUCCGAGAGAACAAUGCUGAUGAACGCUUGAGGAUGUUUCAGCUAGUGGAUUCCAUGCUCAGCUAUGUGGCCAUGGACCGUCGCCUACCCGACAUGGACUUGAAGCAGAGCUUGAACUUUACAGUGCAGAGCCUGCUAGACAGAUUGCAUACCGAUGAUGAAGCUCGCAUUGCUUUCGACGAAGCCACCGAAUCAAGGCAAAUCGCUGAAGCUGCACUUGCUGAACGAGAUGAGAUGGCGGCUCAAGUCUCCCUUGGUGCUGACGGCCUGGUCUCGAAAUUGCAGAAGCAGAUUGAGGAGCAGGCCGCCAUAAUUGAAAUGCAGUCCAGGCAAGCGGAGGCGUUGAAGUCUGAAGUCGCGGAGCUUCAACGAAUCAGAGCACAGGAGUUGCAGAGGAACGAGCUCGAAACGAGAGAGUUGUAUCUUAUGCUCAAAGACGCCCAAGAGGUUGCGGCCUCACGCGCAGCCAAAGAGGGAGUGGUUGACAAAGACCCUGCGCAAAUGCAAGGUAUUUUGGACAGGGAAAAGUUGAUGGAGCGUCUAGAGCGGAACCUUGAGCGCACCAAGACCCAAUUCAAGCUCGAAGGGAAAGUCUGGGGCCAGCAAGGUCCGUCAGAUAGACUCCGAGAGCUUCGUGAGAAGAUGGAUGAUCUCGUCGACGCAGAUUUCCAGGAGAAGACUAGGAGACAUCUCACCAAUAGUGUUAUGGGAAGUGUCCAUCGCAGCAAUGCUCUGAAGGGGUCCAGAAGAGCUGCAUUGGAGGCUUUGGCUGUUAGCGAGGAAGCCGGAACGGAGCAUGACUCUGCAGACGAGGAAGCAAUAAUUUACGAGAAGCCACGUCUGGUUGAGUACUCCAGGCCCAAGAUCAACGCAGAACAGCAGUCAAGUCUCAUGGGCGAACUUACUUCAAAGGUCAAGAGAAUGGACGACGACAGCGACGAUACAGCAGCAGAGAACGACGGUAUCACAACUGGACCUACUCAUCCUAGUCUCGAGUCCGAAUCGCCCAGGACGCCGAUUGACGAAGCACAGGCCGAAGCCAAGUUCACUGGCCCUCCUCCUCCACCUCCACCACCACCACCGUCAGGUUCAUCGCAGCCUCCAACGCCUGCUCUCAUACCUGGAUUUGAGGCUGGCGCACCUCCGCCGCCGCCGCCCCCUCCUCCAGGAAUGCCUCUUUCUCCUGCAACUCCCUCCUUGCCUGGCUUCUCUGGGGCCCCACCCCCACCACCUCCACCACCUCCUGGCUCACUACCUAUGAGUCCCAUAUCCCCUGCUGCUCCUCCGCCUCUUCCAGGAGCUGAGCAUGGCCACUACCUGCCUCUGUCACCCAUCGCGCCUGUCCCUAUGCUGAAGAACCCUAUCAUGCGUCCCAAGAAGAAGCUCAAGGCUUUCCAUUGGGAUAAAGUGGAUACGCCACAAGUCACUGUGUGGGCCAGUAACGCAAACACGGAAGCCAGAGAAGAGAAGUAUCGUGAGUUGCAGCGCAAGGGUGUCCUAGAUGAAGUUGAAAAGCUCUUUAUUGCCAAGGAGAUCAAGAUCAUCGGCACUGGUGCUGGCAAGGGCAAGAACGAUAAGAAGCAGAUCAUCAGCAGUGACAUGAUGAGAAACUUCCAUGUUUCCAUGGCCAAGUUCAAGAAUGAUUCUGCCGAUGAGGUUGUGCGAAAGAUCAUCCACUGUGACAGAGAAGUGCUCGAUAACAACGUGGUGAUGGACUUCCUUCAGAGGGAAGAUCUCUGUACGAUACCGGAGAACAUUGCGAAAUUGAUGGCGCCUUACAGCAAGGACUGGACAGGGCCCGAUGCCUUGACAUCCAAGCGUGAGCAGGACCCGUCCGAGCUGACAAAAGAGGAUCAGAUCUACCUACAGACUGCUUACGAGCUGCACCAUUACUGGAAGGCAAGAAUGCGAGCCCUGGCCCUGACAAGAUCCUAUGAAAAUGAGUACGAUGAGAUCUCCGGCAAAUUGAAGGAGAUUGUCAAUGUCUCCGAGGCAAUCCGCGACUCGACCUCCUUAAUGAGCGUACUUGCUCUCAUCCUUGACAUCGGAAACUACAUGAACGACUCGAACAAGCAAGCCACUGGUUUCAAACUCAGUUCGCUUGCUCGUCUAGGGAUGGUCAAAGAUGACAAGAACGAGACAACUUUCGCAGACCUCAUUGAGCGAAUUGUUCGCAACCAGUACUCUCAAUGGGAAGUCUUCGUCGAAGAUAUAGCGGCUGUUGUACCUGCCUCCAAGCUCCACGUCGACCAACUGCGCCAAGAUGCGAAGAAGUACAUUGACAACAUCAAGAACGUUCAAGCUUCCUUAGAUGCCGGUAACUUGAGUGACCCUAAGAAGUUUCAUCCUCAAGAUCGUGUUGCUCAGGUAGUGCAAAGGUCAAUGAAGGAAGCAAGACGAAAGGCGGAACAGAUGCAGCUCUACCUGGAGGAGACCUCGAGGACCUACGACGACAUCAUGACCUACUUUGGCGAGGACAAUCAAGAUGAGAAUGCUAGAAGAGAGUUCUUCAGCAAGCUUGGCGGCUUCGUGAGUGAAUGGAAGAAGUCCAGAGAGAAGAACACGACUAUGGAAGAGACGAAGCGCCGUCUCGAAGUUAGUAUGGCCAGAAAGAGAGCACAAGCUGGGGCAAGCUCUAGUGGUGGAGCCAGUGGUGCAGAAACUCCUGGCAGUCCUCCAGCCAAUGGUGCCAUGGAGGAUCUCCUGGCCAAACUUCGAGCUGCAGCACCACAAGUCAAGGAUCAGCGCGAUCGAAGAAGACGUGCUAGGCUGAAGGAAAAGCAUGAUCAGCGGGUAGCUAGUGGCCAACAGUUACCGGAGCUGCCCACGAAAGAGGGUCUAGAGGAGAGCCGCGGCCUGGUCAGCGUGGGAGAAAAAGCCAACGAAGAUGGUCUCAGUGCUGAAGAUGGCACCAGCGGCAAGGGUGAUGUGAGCGAGAGUGAAGACGUCGCCGACCGAGCAUUAAGAGCUCUCCAGGAGAUGAGAAGCUCAGCACCGUCGACCGGGGACGAGAUUGACGUAAGGAGACGACGAGAUGGCGCCGACGAAGAACGGAAAGCUCGUAGACUGCGACGACGGACAGCGCACCAGAGCGUCGCCGCAAGAGAUUCUGUACAAUCGCCCACGAAGCUGGCAGAUGAGGAUGGCGAAGACAAGCAGACCAGGGUGGACGGAGAUGAAGAGACGACAACGGAUGAUAAGCGAUCAUCAGGAGGAACAUUGAGUCCAAGCUGGUCGCAGCCUCCGCCGGCUAUCGUUGUCAGUCCCACACCGGACGACGAACCCGGGGACGAUCCCAAAGAGGGCAAGGAGGAAGAUGGUGCGACGUGAAGCUGGGGGUCCAUGAGUGGAAGAGUACCAUGCUUGCUUGUAUGGAUUAGGUCUUAUCUUGGAUUCAGAGAUUGGUGUCUUAGCACUUGGCCGCACUAUGCGAUGUUUAUUAUACUUGGCGAGAGAAGAUACCCCGAUAUUACUUGUCGCAAGCGUUGUGAGACUACCAAACGGUUGGGGAAAGCAGAUCCAUGAGCAUGGAGUGGAACUGGAUGGCAUCGAGGUUUGAGCACUAUUGAAUGUUGUGGGCAUAGCGCGCAGAAUGGAAUGAAGUCGGAUUCUCGAGGCGAGCAUCUCUUGAUUAACCACCAACCUACCGUGUCUAUGUACUUUUCACUACUCUCGCACGAGUCACUCAUACGGACCAC
Messenger RNA from Exophiala xenobiotica, 6196 nucleotides. RefSeq lists its product as uncharacterized. Gene Ontology annotation, molecular function: small GTPase binding; actin binding. Gene Ontology annotation, biological process: actin filament bundle assembly; mitotic actomyosin contractile ring assembly; barbed-end actin filament capping. Gene Ontology annotation, cellular component: mating projection tip; cell division site. Lineage: Eukaryota; Fungi; Ascomycota; Eurotiomycetes; Chaetothyriales; Herpotrichiellaceae. The transcript has a single exon. The record is from RefSeq and is a predicted model, not a curated record. Bases 477 to 5828 code for a protein of 1783 amino acids.